Vespa crabro (European hornet) is the source of this 926-nucleotide messenger RNA. Its product is annotated as ras-related protein Rab-24-like. Lineage: Eukaryota; Metazoa; Arthropoda; Insecta; Hymenoptera; Vespidae. The transcript has 3 exons. The record is from RefSeq and is a predicted model, not a curated record. The coding region runs from base 422 to 910 and encodes 162 amino acids. Gene Ontology annotation, molecular function: GTP binding; GTPase activity.
GGCGCUAUCAUCUUAUCGAAACAAAUUGUGCUUUUUUGUUCUAUUUUUACUUAAUCGUAACUAAAAUAUCAAUUAAAAUUUGUUGUUAACGAAAAGAAUUAGUCUUUUCACGUAUAUGAAAAAAUAAUUAUUUUGUUAUUUAUUAAGAAAGGAGAAAAAUAAAGUGGAUAAUAAUUAAUUAAUGAUUGAGAUAAGCGAAAAAGCGCAAUUUAGAGUUGACUGUACAUAACGUUUAUAAAAAGGUUUCGAUUAAAGACUUUUAUUGUUGUUAUUUAUCUAUUUUAGGCCUUAUCAAAAUUUUCAUUUUUAAACAAGUGUUCGAUAUCAUUAUUAUCUGAUUAUCGAUUAUAAUUCUUUAUCUAUAACAAUAGGAGCUGCAUUUGCUGCAAAACAAAUAGAAAUUAAUGGACAUAAUAUUGUAAUGGGAAUAUGGGACACUGCAGGUAACGAAAGAUAUGAUGCAAUGACAAGAAUAUAUUAUCGUGGUGCUAAAGCUGCAAUAAUAUGUUAUGAUGUUACAAAAUUUAAUACAUUUCAAAAAGCGAAGUUUUGGGUAAGAGAAUUGAGAGAUGUAGAAGAAGAAUGUAAAAUUUAUCUCUGUGGUACAAAAAAAGAUAUUUUAUCAAACACUGAUAUGAUAGCAGUACCAGAUAUAGAUAUUGUAAAAAACUAUGCAAAUGGUAUUCAAGCUAAAUUUUUUUUAACAUCAAGUAAAACUGGAGAGAAUAUUGGUAAGAUCAUAUAUUUGAUCACACUGCUUUUUUUGAAGAUAAACUUAAAUUAUUUAUUUCUUGCAGUGGAAUUAUUUACAGAAAUUGCUAAUGAUUUCUUAUCUGUGCCAGAGAAUUUACAAAAAGUAGAAGAAACAAUUGCUUUAAUAAAUACGCCCAAAACAUCGCAUUGUUGUUAGGCCAUAAAAACAAAAA